AUGGUCGAGUACAGCGAUGGCAUGCUACGAAUAUUCUGGCCGAACAACCUCACUCGGACAACCACACCCGGUGUGAUAGUAGGAUGGAAGAACUCGGAACUGGAUUUUUUUGUUAUAACCGUCUUGGAGGAUGUCGAGGUCCGCAGCGUCGAGUCGGCUCUUCGAAUGGGCACUCUCUUCCGGAACAGUCCUUAUCCCGUGGCGAGGAUUUUUCAACUUUGCGACAGGUCCACGAUGCACGUUCUCGGCACACUCAAUCAUCCUGAUUUGCCGCAGACCUUCGAUCCGACGCGACUCUGUGCCUUUACCAUCCCCGGCGAGAACAGGCCUUACAUUUACUGCCCGGCCAGUGCAGGACUGUCAGUGCAAAUCGUUCUGUUCGACCCUCCCAAUCCCACCCAAAUGCAAUACGUCUCGCUCACGCCCAUAUCUCUGGCCUUGGGUCGAGAACGUUCGUCGGACAGGGCACGGCUAUUUUCUCCCGACGAGGUUGAGAUACAAGAGGAGCAAGAGCGGGAAAGGGUGACUCAGUUGGUCAAGAAACUUCGGUUCCACACCGUGGUGAGACAUCAACCUACAGACAAAGAGCUUGCAUUGCAUGCGAUCCUCCGCCAGAUCAACUGUGCGCAAGAAGUUGCCGAUUUGUUGCAAAAGAACACGCCGUUGGUGGGACCGCGGAGGAAACGGAGCCUGUCAGUGAGUGAAAGGGUGGUUGAAUCGGCACAAUCGCUCUACGCGUUCGCGGCUUGUUCGGUCUGGACGUUGUUCAUGACGUACGCCUUUCCGACUCUUCUGUAUCUUUUCAAGAUAGCAAUCAUCGGCCAUCGCAUCGUUGCCGAAGGGAUAUUGCAAAUCCUCGAAUGGCCAUUACCGCUGCAAAGGCUGCAGAUUCCAGAAAGUCGUCGACGACCGAGCGGCGGGACCAUCGCUCUAAAGGACAUUUCGGCCUGUUGCCAGCAAGUGCAUCUGCGGCUCCAGCAAUUCUCCUACUAUCCGACGCAGUAUGCACUCCUUCGACGGCGGCAUGCGACAUGGUCUUCGUUCCCCACCACCAACAGCGACUACAUCCGGUUCUACAACUCGUUAUGGCUAGUUGCGAACGACGUCAUCAUCGGCAUCGCCCUGGGAAGCUUUUUGAACGACAACGCGCAGGCGACGUCGCAAUUUGUCCGAGGAGUGCUCGACGGCUACACCAUUGAGGGACUCAAGCGGAUGAUCCGGUGGCUCAUGUCGUUUCCCGGAGGUUUGAAACUAAACACGGAGCUCGCGGCCUUUCUGGGCGAUUUGUUUCUAUGGGUGAUUGAGUAUUGGUCUUCGACGACGGUCAUGCUUGUCCUACCCCGGCUGCCUAUGAUAGUGUACUUGAUUGCAUGUUCAUCAUUCGCCGGGGCCAGCAUGCCGAUAGCCAUCUUUUCCGAUCUGUUGAGUCUGAUGACGAUCCACAUUUAUUCGUUCUAUGUCGCAAGCGCCCGCAUCUUCAACUGGCAGCUCACCAUCAUCAUCAGCCUGUUCCACCUGUUCCGGGGUAAGAAGCGCAACGUGCUGCGCAACCGCAUCGACAACUGCGACUACGACCUGGACCAAUUGCUCUUGGGUACCAUUUUGUUUACAUUGUUGUUCUUUUUGCUGCCGACCGUGGUGGUCUUUUACUUGACUUUUGCGUCGGCUCGAAUGGCAAUCAUCUCGCUGAAAGCCACCCUCGACACCUGUCUGGCUUGUCUCAACCAUUUUCCUUUAUUUGCGCUGAUGCUCCGCAUCAAGGACAGCAAGCGGUUACCCGGAGGUGUUCAUUUCGAGCUUUUGGACGCCGAGCAGUACAGACUUCCGGACCAACAGCAGCAGCAGCAGCAGCAGCAAGUCGAGAAUGCAACCACUAGUAUCGUGGAUGAUCAAGCAGACCAAGAACAAGCCCAGACCCAAGCCCAACCUCAAUCAGAAGCAGAAGAUGACGACGAAGAAAAAACAGAUGAUGAAGAAGAGGAGGACGACAAACCAAAACCAAACAAAGUCAACAACAUGAACACCGAACAGCAACGACACGACGACGACGACGACAAAUCCGCGUCCCGUUCCAGUUCCAGUUCUUCCGAGGUAGAAAGUAUGCACAGCACCAGCUCUGUCGCAUCAUACAUCCGUCUCUCAUCCACACCCCUCUCCCUCCGACACAUCUUCGAACAAUACUUCCAACUGUGGGCCCGCAUCCGGCAACACUAUUUAUCCCCAAAAGUGAUCCUCCGACUUCUCACGGGCCGGUUUGUCCCACCCCUCGGCCGCAGCGAGAUGUAUGGCUUGCAGUAUUCUGUUCUUCCGAGGGAGAGGGCUACGGUUUCGGAGGUAUGGAAGAUUUUGAGUGCUACUAGUAGUAGUGAAACCAACUCUACUACUGGUACCUCCGGCAGCAAUUCAGCGGCACACCGUACAAGUACAAGAAGUGGCUUCGACUUCUCGGCCCAGUACCCUUGGACGAACGGGAAUGGACAUGCGGAAAAGGGUUGA
Messenger RNA from Exophiala dermatitidis NIH/UT8656, 2496 nucleotides. Its product is annotated as phosphatidylinositol glycan, class Q. Bases 1 to 2496 code for a protein of 831 amino acids. Gene Ontology annotation, cellular component: membrane; endoplasmic reticulum. The transcript is spliced from 2 exons. The record is from RefSeq and is a predicted model, not a curated record. Gene Ontology annotation, biological process: GPI anchor biosynthetic process. Lineage: Eukaryota; Fungi; Ascomycota; Eurotiomycetes; Chaetothyriales; Herpotrichiellaceae.